UCUGCUGCCUGUUUUCUCUUGUUUCCCUUCCCCUGUCCUGCUGCCUGGGUGCCCAGACGUGUUCAGCCAAGGCGGUUUGAAGCUCAUGACUCCUCUCUCUUUGCCAGGCUGUUUGUCUCACUCUCCCUUCCCCCUCCUUACAGCACUUCUGACACCAUGGGAUUAUUUUUCUUUUUCCCCUUGCCUUGUAGCUUUUGGCUCCCAAGGCCCUUGAUUUCCUUUGGAGUUUGGGAGGAGAGACAUGAGGAGGAGGGGGGGGGGUGGAGAGGCUGCCUUUCCUAGGGCCUUCGUCAGAGCGAAGCGGUCAGGAAGAGCCACAGACCUUCAACGCCAGAGAGCACCGAGGCACUGGGGCAGGAGCCGCGAGAUCACACCCCUCUACAGCAGACAAGAUGAAGCAGCUCUUCCUCCUCUUCCUCCUCGGGCUCGUUGCCAGCUCCUUGCAGAUUGAAGACAACAAGAUUCCUGGGCUGUGCUCAGGGCAGCCGGGCAUCCCGGGAACUCCAGGCCUGCACGGGGGCCAGGGUCUGCCAGGCAGAGACGGACGAGACGGCCGGGAUGGGACGAUGGGGAUGCCGGGGGAGAAGGGCGAGAUGGGCCCUCCUGGAGCACCUGGUCCCCGCGGGGAGGUGGGCAGCCCCGGCAUGGAUGGCAUGCAUGGUGAGAAGGGGGCACAGGGCGAGUGUGCGGUGGCCCCCCGUUCAGCCUUCAGCGCCAAGCGGUCCGAGUCACGCAGCCCACCACUGGUUGACCAGCCCAUCCGCUUCGACGUGGUGCUCAUCAAUGAGCAGGGCCACUAUGACCCCACCACGGGCAAGUUCACCUGCGAGGUGCCUGGCCUCUACUACUUUGCCGUCCAUGCUACUGUCUACCGUGCCAGCCUCCAGUUUGACAUCAUGAAGAAUGGCCAGUCCAUCGCCUCCUUCUUCCAGUACUAUGGGAACUGGCCCAAGCCCACCUCGCUCUCGGGGGGUGCCCUGGUCCGCCUAGAGCCCGAGGACGAGGUGUGGGUACAGGUGGGCGUCGGGGACUACAUCGGCUUCUACGCCAGCGUCAAAACGGACAGCACCUUCACCGGCUUCCUCGUCUACUCCUACUGGCAAAACUCUGCCGUCUUCGCCUGAGCCUGACCUCGGCUGCAGCCGGGGCUAGGGCGCAUGACCCUUCCCAGCCACCAGUGCCCUGGGGAGGGUGGUGCCAGGGACCGGCUGCGUGGGAGCCAGGACACCAGGACCCCCACCCCACUCCACUGCUGCCACCCAGCACAGGGCAGGAACACAGCCUCUCUGCCGCCCUGGGGGUGGCGGGGAGCAUCCCUUCAGCAGCACUGUAUAAGAGCUAAGUAUUAUCUCAGGCACCCAGCCCCGGGACAAGAUGCCCACGCUGGGGAGCUGUAGUAACCUGGUUGACGUAUGUUACUCACCAUAGCCGCCUCGGCACACAGUGUAGCCCUGCCGCACGGGCACGGUACCCCGGCCCGUGCUGCCAGCUUCUCUCUGCACAGAGCGAGCCCAGGCUGCCGGCCGCUGGCACGGCAAGGGGCCCACCGCGGUCCUGGCAUGCCCCAGGGCUAGCAGUCACCCCGGCUCCCUGCCCUCCGGCCGCCCCAGCACCUUCCCUUCUUCCUUCACCUCAAUAAAGGGCUCCUCAGCCACGCGUGUG
This is a messenger RNA of Phalacrocorax carbo (great cormorant), 1662 nucleotides long. The record is from RefSeq and is a predicted model, not a curated record. Lineage: Eukaryota; Metazoa; Chordata; Aves; Suliformes; Phalacrocoracidae.